Cotesia congregata is the source of this 977-nucleotide messenger RNA. The record is from the annotation of a GenBank genome assembly. NCBI's taxonomy places the organism in Eukaryota, Metazoa, Arthropoda, Insecta, Hymenoptera, Braconidae.
UUAUUAUGAUGUUGCUGUCAACAUGUCAUAGUAAAAUGCUGAGUUCUAUGAGAACAUCUCGUGAAAAAAGAGUAUUCCCGGACUUUCAUUUAUACUCGGAAUUCCGUGACCUUUUAUAUUCAGAAGAUUGGCAACAACUACGUUGGCAUGAUGGUACUUCAACGGUUGAAGUCACUGUCCAGAAUUCAGAUGAAGAAAACGAAUCUUUAGUAUUCAUCAACAAUGGAAACAUGCAGCAUUUGGCGGCUUCGGAAAGCUUAUAUAUCACGAUAAAUUCAAACUUUGCAAUAGAUACAUUGCCUGCUGAAGAAAUACUAGUAGUUACUUCAAUUUUAAAUAAAAAUGCUUUUUUAUGCUUGUUUGCAUUAAUUAAAACGAAAGAUAAUAACUGCUACCGGGAAAUAAUAAAUCAGUUAGUUACUAUUUUACCAACGCCAACAAGAAUAUUUGGUAAUUUCAAUGCUGAACUGCAUCAUCAUCUGGGGACCGUAUAUCCUAAUGCUGAAAUUAAAGGAAGCUUUUACAGCUAUUACAUUAUUUUCUUUCAAUCCGCCACUGAUUUUGGAGUCUUCCAAAAUGAAGACAACGAAAUCUUUGUUAGAAAACUGAUGGCUUUAGCUUUAUUGCUGGACAAUAAAAUAAACAUAGUUUACACAGCCGUUAAAAAUGCAAUCCCUGAAAACCAGAAGAAUACUUAUCAAAAUUUUUUACUCAAUUUUGAAGAGAAAUGGUUGCGAAAUGUUGGCCCCCACCGAAUAUCUUGUUUCAAUAACAUGCUUCAGCUCAGUACCGUCCCUAGAGCUACGGCUAAUGUUUUAAUGAAUUCCAAGAUAAACAAUCAACCAGUCUGGACUAUCUUGCGUGAUGGUAAAAGAGCAAGUCGUAUGACGUGUUUACAAUUAGAUUAUCUAAUUUCGAAAAAUAUUAUGGAUCAAAUUGUGAAGAAUUUAAAAGGGCGACGGCCGAAUUACGUGCAC